AUGGAGGCCUUUUAUUCCCAGCUCACUCCCCAGGAGCUACAGCGACAGUUGUCGCAACAGUCCCAGCAGCGCCAGCAGCAGGGUACAGGACAUCCAGGCGGCCACGCCUACCAGCAGAUGAACCAAGCUCACGGAAUGUCCAUGAUGGGUACCACCGGCAACUCUCGUGGCACCGGCGAUUCCCUUGACGACAUCAUUCGAGACAACCAUCACGAACUUCAACGCCGUCGUAGCAUAAACCAGCCAUACAUGCCCUCGGGCCAGAACGCCCAGAACGCCGGUCCCGCCAGGAGACUGUCCAUGAUGGAAUUUGGCGCCGACGACAACCAGAUGCUCCACUACCCUUUCCAGAAUCCGGCAAUGAAUGGUGAGUUCACCAAUAUGGCUGGCCGGAUGGACAACGGCAUGAACGGGGGCGUGGACAACACCAUGUCGAACAGCAUGGGCGCCAUGGGCAACGGCGUACCUGGGAAUAUAUCGAUACCGGGCGCCAUGGAUGCAUACUCCGCUCACGACGGCCUGCAGAUGUCGCCGACCAACGCCUUCACCACUUUUUCACCUGACAUGAUGAGCUCCAUGAUGCCGCCAAACUACCCCAACAUGUCGGUUCAUUCGAUGCCCACGACAACGAGCAUGAACAUGUAUGGCCAAACCUCAAUGACCAACGCAUUCCCGAGUCCUCUGAACGCAAACUCCAACGACUUGACUAUGGACUUGGGCGCCGAUGAAACAACACCUGCAACGGCAUCACAAAGCGCCCUUGACACCCCCCCACUGGACAUGAACAAUGGGGACAGCGACUCUGCGAACAUGGGCCAACAUUAUCAACCAUCGGGAGACCCUUCGUCCCGGGCCAACAGCCAGUCGGUCAGCUUUGGCCCGAACCCCAGCGGACCUUCUCAGGCAACGCCGUCUUCACUGUCACGUGAGAUGUCGAGUAACUCGGGCCAGGCUUCAUCACAAUCCUCCAACAAUCGGUCUUCGUCCAUGCCCACAAGCCAGGUCGCCGCCGCCCCCCUGACUGACGACACCUCGCCGGCUGCGGGACCAGAGACUCCCCGCGCCGAGUCCAAGGAGAAGAACGUCUACUCCAAGAGUGGCUUUGACAUGCUUCGGGCGCUAUGGUACGUGGCCACGAGGAAAGAUCCCGAAAUCCAUCUGGGUGCCGUGGACAUGUCCUGCGCCUUCGUCGUUUGCGACGUCUCAUUGAACGACUGUCCCAUCAUUUACGUCUCCGACAACUUCCAAAAUUUGACGGGAUACAGCCGUCAUGAGAUUGUCGGGCAAAACUGUCGCUUCCUUCAGGCACCCGAUGGCAAGGUGGAGGCCGGCUCCAAGCGCGAAUUUGUCGACGACGCGUCCGUCUACAACCUGAAGAAGAAAAUUGCCGAGGGUCGCGAGGUCCAGCAGAGCUUGAUCAACUACCGUAAGGGCGGAAAACCUUUUCUCAACCUUUUGACCAUGAUUCCCAUUCCCUGGGACGACCCAAACGAAGUGCGUUUCUUCGUUGGAUUCCAGAUCGAUCUUGUGGAGUGCCCGGACGCUAUCGCCCAAGGUCAGGAGGCCGGCGGCGUCAAAGUCAACUACAAGCACAGCGAUAUUGGCCAGUAUAUCUGGACGCCUCCGACGGUGAACACAGUCGAGCCCGAGAAUGGACAAACUCUCGGCGUCGACGAUGUGUCCACACUGCUGCAACAGUUCAACCCGAAGGGCGUGGUGUCUGACUGGCACAAACAGUCGUGGGACAAGAUGCUGCUCGAGAACACUGAUGACGUGGUGCACGUCCUGUCACUCAAAGGGCUCUUUUUGUACCUUUCCCCAUCUUGCAAGAGGGUCCUGGAGUACGACGCCACCGAGUUGGUUGGCAACUCUCUCUCAACCGUCUGCCAUCCCUCUGACAUUGUUCCCGUUACUCGAGAGCUCAAGGACGCCACCGCUGGCAAUUCCGUCAACAUUGUUUUCCGCAUCAGACGGAAACAGAGUGGUUACACGUGGUUCGAAAGCCAUGGCUCGUUGUUCUUUGAACACGGCAAGGGCCGGAAGUGCAUUAUUCUGGUGGGAAGAAAAAGGCCUGUCUUUGCAUUGAGCCGGCGAGACUUGGAAGCACACGGAGGCAUCGGCGACAGCGAGUUGUGGACAAAGAUCUCGGUCUCGGGAAUGUUCCUGUUCGUCUCGUCCAAUAUCCGAUCUCUGCUCGAUCUGCAGCCAGAUACCCUCAUCGGCACCAGCAUGCAGGAGCUGAUGCGCAGAGAGAGUCGUGCCGAGUUUGGCCGAGCGAUCGAGAAGGCUAGGCGGGGUAAAAUGGUUACCUGCAAGCACGAGGUUCACAACAGAAGAGGACAAGUCCUUCAAGCACAAACAAUACUGUACCCCGGAGACGCCGCAGACGGCCAGAAACCGACGUUUUUGCUCGCGCAGACCAAGCUCCUGAAGGCUUCAUCGAGGGCCAUCGCACCGGCAGCUACACCGCCUGGCAGCGUUAAAUCCACCUCUCAAGCCAUCCCAAACACCCAGCCCACCCAGAACACUGACUUGACCAAGACGGGUCCGAUGUCAGUACCAGGUGGCAAGGGGAUACCGGGCUCGCAGGAGGCAGCCCUGGCCUCGGAUGAUAACAUCUUUGACGAGCUUCGGACGACCAAGUGCUCCAGUUGGCAGUUCGAACUGCGUCAGAUGGAAAAGGUUAACAGGAUUCUGGCCGAAGAACUGGGCGGUUUACUAUCAAACAAGAAAAAGAGAAAGCGGAGAAAGGGAGUUGGCAACGUUGUCCGUGACUGUGCCAACUGCCAUACGCGCAACACACCCGAAUGGCGCAGAGGGCCGAGCGGUCAAAGAGACCUGUGCAACAGCUGCGGCCUACGCUGGGCGAAGCAGGUGAGAAGCACUGAGCCCUCUGUAGUAGAUCGACUGGAGGACCACGAUGUUAAUGAGGUUGGUCGGGUUUCGCCGCGUAAUUCAUCCCGAGGGGGUGGAAACACCAACGUCGACGGACAAAGCAAGAAAUCGAACUCACCGGUACACUCGUCUCAGCUUCAAAACGAAGUUAAGGCGAGCAGUAGUACGCCGGCUCGACCCAGCGACGGGUCGUCUGGCAACGCAACGCCCGCAACUUCGGUUUCCGUCUCCAAAAGCCACACUAACAUGCCCCCUCCCAGCCAGCCUCUCCUCGAAGGCGGCAGCGGCGGUGGCAUGACGUCCAUACGAGAAUAA
This is a messenger RNA of Colletotrichum higginsianum IMI 349063, 3210 nucleotides long. Its product is annotated as GATA zinc finger. The transcript is spliced from 2 exons. Gene Ontology annotation, biological process: regulation of DNA-templated transcription. Bases 1 to 3210 code for a protein of 1069 amino acids. Gene Ontology annotation, cellular component: nucleus. The record is from RefSeq and is a predicted model, not a curated record. Gene Ontology annotation, molecular function: protein binding; sequence-specific DNA binding; zinc ion binding. NCBI's taxonomy places the organism in Eukaryota, Fungi, Ascomycota, Sordariomycetes, Glomerellales, Glomerellaceae.